AUGGGCGGGACAGCGGCCACAGAGCCGCCCUCGGUUUCCCUCUCAUUCGCCAACAAUUUCUGGGGCAAAGAUGACGCUGGCGUCGGACCUAUGCUGGACCGCAUGCACAAUGCAAAGGUCUGCAACGACGAGCUGAAGAACUUCUACGCCGCACGAGCCGCAAUCGAGGACGAAUAUGCGCGAAAGCUCCUCAACCUCUCGCGCAAGCCACUGGGCUCUGCCGAGUCCGGCACACUACGACUAUCCUGCGACGUCAUCCGCGCCGAGGUUGAAUCAAUGGGAAAGGCCCACCAGAGCAUCGCACAACAAAUGAAGACGGAGCUAGAAGAACCGCUCGCUGCCUUCGCCGGCGGAAUGAAGGAGCGCAGGAAGAUUGUGCAAAACGGUAUUGAGAAGCUCCUCAAGCUCAAGAUGCAGCAAACAUCGACCGUCAACAAGGCGCGCGACCGCUACGAGCAGGACUGCCUCAAGAUCAAGGGCUUCCUCGCGCAGGCACACAUGGUCAUGGGCCAUGAGGAGCGGAAGAACAAGGCGAAGCUGGAGAAGACACAGAUCAACCUCUCGACCACUAGCAGCGAGUACGAGGCCGCGGUCAAGGUGUUGGAGGAGACAACAGGCCGGUGGAACAGGGACUGGAAGGCAGCAUGCGACAAAUUCCAAGACCUCGAGGAAGAGCGCAUCGACUACACCAAGAGCAGCUUGUGGAACUUUGCCAACAUCGCAUCAACUGUAUGCGUGAGCGACGAUGCCUCGUGCGAGAAGAUGCGGCUCUCACUAGAGGACUGCGACGUGGAGAAGGACAUCACAGGCUUCAUCAAGGACCUAGGCACUGGUCAGGAGAUACCGGACCCGCCCAAGUUCAUCAACUUCUGUAGAGGAGACGCCGAGACAUCAUCACAAGCAUCCGAAGACGAGAACUACUCCGUUGCGCAGUUUGCACGGACUAUGAAUCCCGCUUACCGUGCCUCGUCCCCUCAGCCUUCCAUGUUUGAAUCUCACCACGAUCCCAACAAUCCUCUGGCCAAAGAGCUGGGACUGCAGCAAGAUACCCAGCCAAUUCCGAUCAUAUCAACGCUCCUCGACGCCAAUCACAAGAUCAGAUCCACGCUCCUCGGCGCCAAUCUCAAGAUCAAAUCAGCGUUGCUCCACGACAGGCAGCGCCUCCACAAGAGCAGAGGAAUGUCGCAUCGCGACAAUCGCACGCACCUCCUCAUGACCCUAUGGAUGUUGCGUCCCGACACUCGAGAGGGCCCCCUCAGGACCACAUCGACGUUGCUCCACGACGCUUCACCAGGCAAACCGAUGGCCCAGUCACCAAUGCCGGAACCCAGCCCUAUUGAGGAUAUGUCAAAGAAGAGAGGAUUUUUCAACAGUCCGUUUGCUCGCAGAAAGAAGCCUGUGGACCCUCGUGCAAACUUCCAACUCAAUGUCGGGAAUAAUGUGUUCGAUGUAGCGUCACCAGACAAGAAGAAGCAACAAGAGUCGCAAGAGCCACAAGAUGAACUUGACCCGAUUGCACAAGCUCUUGAGGAGCUCAAAGUCGUUACCAAGCAGACGUCUCAGAGAGUCACUGCGGACCGCUACCAUGGACUGGCCACACCUGCACCUCCUGCAACACCAGCUGUGGGUGCGAACCUUCCCGGUGGAGCACCCACGCCCCUCGCGAGCGCAUCCAUUAAUGCGGCAAAGCGUGGUACUCCUCCACCGUCGUACGAACAACCGCCAAUGUCUCGCCUCGGAGCUCCCAAGCCUGCUCAUACGUCACGCCAGAUGCAGAAGACAACGCAGAUGUAUGUCAACCAAAAGGUCAACAUGUUCAAUGGCGGUGCAGACACGCGAUCGUCGUCACGUAGCCCAACAAAGCAGGAGCCUCCUCGAGUGGCUUCACCCGCGCCACCACCCCCACCAGCACAAGCCUACGGGACUCCCGUAGGGCGCAACUCGUACACGUCCACACGAGGCGCGUCUCCCACUGUCAAUGCCAUGCCACGAGCGGCAUCGCCUCAACCGCCUCCUCAGCCCACAUAUGCUCAGACGCAAGCAUCUCAAUCACGCCCUGCGUCUCGUGCAGCACCCUCAUCGCGCGCUGUCAGUCCUCAGCCGGCAUUCCGCCAAUCAUACGACCGUCCGUCAAGCUCUCGGGGUAGCGAGAAGGCACUCUCUAUUGCAGCGCCUAGUGAACGUGGCGAAGGCAGUGUGUAUGGUGGUAGUGUACGAGGUCGCGGUAACGCUGCACGUCCACAGAGCAGCUACUAUGGUGGCAGUGGAAGUAGCGAAUUCAACUUCAAUGGUGGCGGCGGUGGUGGAAGUAGUGUGCGCGCCGAAAGUAGAGUUAGGAGCAAGAGUUUGGCCGAGCCCAAACAGUACAAUCGCGAUGGCAGGAUUAUUUUGAACUAUUGGAUGGAAGCUAACAUGGACACAGCACGAGCCAUGUACAGCUACAAUGCUCAGAUUCCCGAGGAACUAGGCUUCCAGAAGGGUGACAUCCUUGCUGUCUUGAGAUUGCAGGAUGACGGCUGGUGGGAGGCAGAAGCGGUAGGCAAGAAUGGUCGACCUGGUCUUGUGCCGUCGAACUACUUACAAGCCUGUUAA
Molecule: messenger RNA, 2592 nt
Organism: Parastagonospora nodorum SN15
Lineage: Eukaryota; Fungi; Ascomycota; Dothideomycetes; Pleosporales; Phaeosphaeriaceae
Exons: 7
Coding region: 1-2592 (863 amino acids)
Biological process (GO): cytoskeleton organization
Cellular component (GO): cytoplasmic side of plasma membrane; cytoplasm; plasma membrane
Molecular function (GO): protein binding; phospholipid binding
Source: RefSeq, a predicted model, not a curated record